ACACCACGGAGUUGCGCGCGCGCGCACGCGCGCGCGCGCGAGUGUCACGACCAGCUGGUUGGCAAGGGAGUCGCGAGCAGCCGAGCACUCGAGAGUCGAGACUCGAGACUCGAGACUCGAGCAGUACGAGCGGUAAGACGCGGCACUCCGCGAGCGCGUGUGUGUCGUUUGUUCGAUCGCACGUUCGCUCGCCCGUUCGUUCGUUCCUUCGUUCGUACGUACGUACGUACGUACACGUUCGUUCGUCCGUUUGUCCGUUCGUCCGUCCGUCCGUCCGUACGUACGCGCGUACGUACCCGUGGCGCGAAUUCCCGUCGUGUGUCCGCCCUCACUGUUGCCUCCUUCUCCUUUUCCUCCCUCUACUCUCGCUAACUCCGUACAUUCGUUCGUCCGUCUCUCUGUGAGAGCGUGAAACGUCGUGCAUCUCUGCUCGCGCCUGGCACCUCGUUCUCGGACACGACACUUGCCCCCGCGAAGCGAGCAUCGUCUGCUCCGUACCUCCUCUCCUCCAGCGCGUCGCUCCAUCAUCGUCCGCACCAUUUUUCCUCUCUCUCUCUCUCUCCCCCCCCCCUCCUUUCCCUGGCCUUUUCGCCUUCUCCUUCUCCCUCCAAUCAGGAGGCAAGAAGAGAGAAAGAGAGAGAGAGAGAAAAAGGUGUGAGUAUACGUGUGGUGUACAUCAUCCGCUUUGAUUGUGUACCGCUGGUGCGCGCCGUCUGUUCUCUCCGUAAUCUUCGUAGCGCGCGCGUACAAGCCUGUGUCAGUGUGUGUGCGCGCGCGCGCGCGCGUGUGUGUGUGUGUGUGGUUUACGUGCGCGCAAUACGAGCGAAUCAAGAUGGCCGCCGAUUCAGGAAUGGAGACGUGUCCCUCCCCGGAGAUUGCGGACUCCAGAAAACGGCCGCUCGACUGCGACGCGGAGAACGGCGCGACCAAGAGGUCACACUAUGGAUCAGGAGGAGAUGGAACGUAUCAUCUCAAAGUGUUGGUCCCCGGUGUGGCGGCCGGGGCCAUUAUUGGAAAAGGUGGAGAUACAAUUGCUCAACUUCAAAAGGAUACAGGGGCAAGAGUGAAGAUGUCUAAAUCGCAUGACUUUUAUCCGGGAACCACCGAAAGAGUAUGCCUUAUCACAGGCACCGUAGACGCUAUUAUGGAAGUCAUGGAGUUUAUCAUGGACAAAAUACGCGAGAAACCUGAUCUUACUUCUAAGACUACGGUUGAUUUCGACUCUGGAAAAGCCACUGCAGAGAGGGACAAGCAGGUCAAAAUUUUAGUGCCUAAUAGCACUGCGGGAAUGAUAAUAGGAAAAGCUGGGAAUUAUAUUAAACAAAUUAAAGAAGAAUCUGGUUCAUACGUUCAAAUCAGCCAGAAAGCUAAGGAUCUGUCCCUUCAAGAACGAUGUAUAACGGUGAUUGGUGAGAAAGAAAAUAAUCAUAGAGCGUUACAUAUGAUCUUAGCGAAAGUGGCGGAUGAUCCGCAAAGCGGUACCUGUCUUAAUGUCAGUUACGCGGACGUAAGUGGCCCCGUUGCCAACUACAAUCCUACGGGCAGUCCGUACGCUCAAGCUCCCACAACCACUCCCACGUAUACAUCUACUGCUGGUCUAAAUACAGUGAGUCUGUUGAACGGCGCUGGUUUGAGUCUAAAUCUGAAUUUGGGCGCAGCUAUCACCGCCGGUACGGCGCCGGUGACAACCCAGCUGCUGGAACAUAUAAAACUAAAUCUACGUACGACAGGUUUCACCGAGCCCGCUGCCACAGAGAUACUGGCCGCGAUCGCGACUCUCGCCAAGUACAAUAUCCUCGGGAUGGGAAUCGGAAUGCCAUCGAGUAUGAGCUAUUUGGGCAAUCCGAUGGACAGUACAACAACCGCGAACGGCUCGAACAACAACGGCGGUGUAUUCGGACCGAUCGGGACCGUUCCUGCGCUCGGAUCGACUUCGCCGACACCGCGGAAUACCCUCGAUCGGUACGAGCCGUUCGAUCCGUUCCGACAGAACAACACCGCCGCCAGCGCGAUACAUCUCAACAACAAUUCGUUCGGCCUGGGCACUAACCAGUUAUCACUUGUAAAGUAAAGUGCUUGCGACUACAUACGAAAAGUUCGGCCAAGGCAAGGAGAGAUCGAGGAAGGAAACGGAAGCUUUGUCAGUGCGCACGAUUAAAUUUAACAUGCUCGGUUACAAGCAUGUUAUAGAAUAAUCUUGCACGCGCAUUUAUGUGUCCGUAUAGUUUUUAUCACGAUGGGAGAUGACAAGAAAUCAGAAGCCGAUUCCCUUCCUAUGUAAAAUGCGUAUAACUUGUGGAACACGAAUCUCCUUGCGAAUAUUCCGGUAAGAAUCAAAUACAAGUGAAAGAAGCAUAGAUCACGUAUAAAGGCCAUAGCGCGAUUAGCCAGUCUAAAAUAAGUAUUUUCCUUAAUAUAAUGUUGGUUUAGCGUACCGCCUCUCACAUUUUAGUAAUUACAUCGAUACUAUUGUGUAUAGAGUUUACAGAGUUGUGUCAAGAUUGUUACUUCUAUAGCGGUUCAAGUGUUUCCUUGUAAUCUCUAAUCUGUUUAAUUUAGUAUAACGGGUAAAGUUUUGAAAGAAUCUUCAGAUUAACAUAUUUUCAAAAUGCAAAUAAUAUAACGAAGCUAGAUGCAGAUAUAUUUUUGAAGAUUUAAAAUAUUAAUAACGAGAACAAGUAUAAAGAUUUUCAAUACACGUUUUUAAAACAUAACGUUAAAUAGACCUGCUUUUACAUACGCUUCUAAGGAUUAUCAUGUGCUUGAAGAUGAGCGAAAUGCAGAACCGUUGUCGAAGUAACACUUUCGACGAAAUUUUUCGAUGUUGCUUAACGGCAUAAGUGUAUAUGCGUAGUGUACUAGCGUGUGUGUGUGUGUGUGUGUGUGUGUGUGUGUGUGUGUGAGUGUGUGUGUCUUUGACAUAUUAUAUAGUACUGAGGUGUUUAACAAUACAUCAAGCGUACGGUUUCGCGUGUAAACGAGCUGUGUGAAAUCUCUACAUGCGGUCAAUAUUGAAGCAGAGAUAAUUUUGUCACAAACAUUAGGUCGACAAUAUCGACAUACCGCAAUUGUAUAUUAAUAUAGCAGGGCGUUACACACACAUACACAUACACUUAUGUGUACAUGUAUAUAACAAGUGACCAAAUUAUUUUAUCACAUAUUGAAUCGCAUAGGGACCAUUUAGUCCUUUCCGAACCAACGAUUUCAUAAGGAACCGCUUUCGGCAAAGCGUUGUCCUUUAACUUUUUCAUUCAAAGAUCAUGCAAACAAUAAUUAUCGAAUAAAGACUGGGAAAAUAUUUUUUGUUUAUUUUUGCUACAUUUCAGAAAAAAUCGGCAUUUACAUUUGGUUUCAUGAAUAAGAUUCGAUUCUAAUUGAGAUCAUGGGAACGGAAAGGAUGAAAUGUUCGCACGUGUAUCGAAGAUCUUCUAAAACGAUCGACACGGCGAUCGUAGCGGCUGCAUCUGCACAAAGUGGCAAAAGCAGUAUUGAUUGGCCAGUCAAUGUUACCUACGAGUUGUUUUAACGAGAGAAUAAUAUUAGAAUAGACCGGCAGUCGUCGCCCGCUCUUAGGAGAGUCUUUUAUUUUUUCAUACAGCGCUUUGUUUUGUACAGUUUAAAAUAUAUUCCUCCGUUCGCAAACCCACUAAUAAGCGCAAAGACCGCGGCGCGACGGUAUGCACACGUGUACGCGUCACUUCGCCAGUCGAUAGAUGUAACUGCAAGAUACACUUAGGCGUAGAUUGUGUGUAGCUAGUUUCUGAAAUCUCUUAUAAAAUUACGUCAUUGCAAGUUUCAACAGGUUAAAAUAGUAAAUGAUCGAUUCUAUCUGAGACAAAAAAAAAGAGAGAAAGAAGAUAAUUAUAUAUUUGUACACAUACGUGUACGCUCGCAUGUGUACAUAUAUGAAACGAAUUAAGAGAGAGGAAAAAUUAAAUUAUACUUCUCGCGUAAAGAAAUACAUACACACACACACACACACACACACACACACACACACACACAAAUAAAAAGAAAACGUGGAGGUGUAGCGUAGUAAUCAGGGAACUGUAGGAAUUGCAUUGACUCGCCUCAAUUCUAAUUAUGACUAUUGUUACAGUAACUAUUAACUGAAUUUGACACUUGUCGCCGCGUGCGGAGAGUGACUCGCGUGUCACGUUACUUGGCUGUGUGUGUUAGGCUACAUCGUAAAAAUCAUGUUCCAUCGUACUUUCAUCUCCAGUUCGCAUUAAGCUCCGUUAAAUCAGAUGUGAGACGGAGAGGGAAAAACGCGAAGAGAAAUGGAGGGAAACGCAAAAAGGUACAGAACGCUGUAUUUGGAAUCGCGUUUUAUGCUAAGGGUAAAAGAAGAAUACGAACUUCUGCGUGUCACCUGCACUCCACAUCCUUUAGUGCCAUAUCGAACCCUCUCCAUCCCUCCCUAUCCACUUCCUUUCCUUGCCAUCUAUCGGCCACCACACUUGUUAACGUUUGACAGUAGAACAUGUUGUUAAAGAUAUGUAUAUCCUGCGCGACGCACGUAGACCAUUUUCAAUAAAAAUCGGACUACAUCGUUUAUUUCACAUUAUAUACUAAAUAAUGUUAUGCAGCAGAUACUUUAUUAUACACGUAUUCUUAGUUUGCAGUAUAUGGAAAAUAUAAAAUAACAUUCUUAUAACAGUUAAAGAUAAUGUAGGAAAGAAAAAAAAUUACAGAAAGAAUAACGACCCUGCUGCAAAUUGAAAGAGAUGUUAUUUAAUAUAUAUAUACUUUGAUUCCAAUAUUAUCACAUUACACAUUCACAUUUUUUGGUUUUACAUAGUUAUGUGUCCUGUUUCAGCUUGUCCAGCGUUUAAUCGAUGAUAAUAAAGGCAGAAAUGCAACAAUGUGUAAAGUUAUUGGUAUAGACGCACGCAGUAAUUUGACAAAUUAAAUAAAAAUUAACCACUGCGACUGUUGUGGAUAAAAGGAAAAAGAGAAAAAUCAAUUGUGUAAAUUUUACAAGUCAGGCAAAUUCAAUAAUCAUGAAAAAAAUAAAGUGCGAUUUUAAAAGUCACGGGCGUAAAAAAAGUUGUAUUAAAAAUGUUUGUAUUGAUGGAUCGAGGGCCUAUAUAUCGAUUGACCAAUAACAAGUUUAAAAAGAGAAAGAGAAGUACAGGCACGUACAAGUAAACUGUUCGAGAUAUAUUAUCGAGUUAAUUAUUGCUUCAGAAAGAAUGUUACAUCUGCCUCCGUAAAAAGUUUUCUCUAAUUGUUAGUUUACUGCCACUUCUUUGCAAUUAUUCGCUGUAAUCAAAUAUUUAAAUAAUAGGGUAAAUAUUUGCUGAUAACCAAGAAAAUAAUUUAAAACGUUAUACACACACAUGUGUGUGUGUGUAUAUAUAUACGUUAAGACAUAAAGAUUGCUAUAGAAAAAGUAAAAAAAAAUUUAUUUAUUGCAUCCUAUCGCAUUGAUUGACAAUAGCAGAAAAGAUAUUUAUGUAGUACAAAAGUAUAAAGAUAAUCACAGGCACUCGGAAAUUAUUCAAUUAAACGCGACUCGAAAUAUUUCUCAUAUCAUGAUAUCUUUGUUUUCUUAAUUGUUAGCGACAUUCUUGUGAAGUAGCGAGCUAACUCCAUCAUCGAUUGAGAAAUAAAAGGGGAAAUAAAGUAAAAUAAUAAUAAUCUAUAAAAAGAAGAAAAUUAUGUAUCGAAAAUGUAACGAGGUGGCGCGUUAUAUAACAAGGUCCGCGGUAACUAGAACGCGCUACGUUAUAUUACGAGAUAAUUAAGAGGGUUGUACAAAACUGUAUGUAAUGUUAUUUUGUCGGAAGUAAAAAAUAUUAAUAGAGUUAGAUUGUUAAUAUGGUAUAUUAUUUUUGGGUAAGCAUAACGUAAAAAAGAAGAAAAAACCAAGAAAAGAAAGAAUUAAGAGACACUCUCGGAUGUGAGAUCGUUGUUGUUGAGAUAGAGAUAGCACAUAGCAGUUCGGGAAUUAAAAUGGAGAAUUAAAGAAAAACAUUUAAAUAACAUUAAGUAGAGGAAGAAAGAGAAGAGGAAGACUAUUGAGUACCUUGUUGAGUAUAAGUAGUCGUAUAUUGCUAUAAAUCGCAAGUGCACGUGGGUGCGCGUGUGCUCUCAUCUCACAUAGUUUCGUUCACAUACAUGCAUACAUAAAUACACAUACAUAUUGUAUAAUGUCAAAAGUGCAUGCUUACACGCGAAUAAGAGAUAUUG
Messenger RNA from Monomorium pharaonis (pharaoh ant), 6195 nucleotides. It is a transcript of the gene pasilla, whose product is annotated as RNA-binding protein Nova-1. Gene Ontology annotation, cellular component: cytoplasm; nucleus. The record is from RefSeq and is a predicted model, not a curated record. The transcript has 6 exons. The coding region runs from base 833 to 2071 and encodes 412 amino acids. Lineage: Eukaryota; Metazoa; Arthropoda; Insecta; Hymenoptera; Formicidae. Gene Ontology annotation, biological process: regulation of alternative mRNA splicing, via spliceosome; mRNA splicing, via spliceosome. Gene Ontology annotation, molecular function: mRNA binding.